Fusarium coffeatum is the source of this 750-nucleotide messenger RNA. RefSeq lists its product as uncharacterized. The transcript has a single exon. NCBI's taxonomy places the organism in Eukaryota, Fungi, Ascomycota, Sordariomycetes, Hypocreales, Nectriaceae. The record is from RefSeq and is a predicted model, not a curated record. The coding region runs from base 1 to 750 and encodes 249 amino acids.
AUGGCUAACCAACCACCAUUCGCAGUUCUUGCGAAUGCAGCCCCUCUUCCUCUCAUCAAAUCCACGACCAAAGCUUCAACGCUCAAUUAUUUCGGCUUCGUCGAUGGAUCAACGCCGCCCGAAGCGUCCAAAUUUCUGGCCAAAUACUCCGAUGGCACAGCAAAGGAUAUCCACCCCGCAAUCGCGACGUUCCUGCGCAUAACCCAAAAUGACUGUGUCGGAAAUGCAAAGGACAAAGAGGCAUGCUGGUUCACCAUUCGAGUCACGAAGCCCAGCGAUGAGUUCAGAAUCACAAGGUGGCAUCAAGACGGACCUAUGUAUCGCUACGACAAAGGUCGCGAAGAUGUUGUGCGCAGCAAAUAUGCCAUUACCUUGCUCGGACCAUCAACACUCAUGCUGGUGCCGUCGGAGCACACAUUCGCAACGAAAAGUGAAAGCCGCGAGCUAUUUCGUUAUUGGUCACGUCCAGGUUCAUCUCCACCCCCGUAUGCGAGCUAUGAAGAAGCAGACAUGGCAUCGCGAGUAUGGCUUGAAAAUAAGUUCCAGAAUGAACCCAGAGUCGAGGCUAGACAAGAUCAAGUCAUUCGAUUUAGCUGGGGAAGGGAUGAUAGCCCGAUUCACUCGGAGCCUGACAUUGUUUGUGAUAGGGUCUUCAUGUCGGUGCUGUAUGGUAGCGAAGCAGAGAUACUGAGAAUGUGCGAGAUAAGGAAGGCCACAUUUGGUGUUUAUGAGGUGGAAGAGGAAGAUUAG